ACUUCCGUUUUCUCGGAGAGGGGUUGGAAAACGAAAAUAUAAUGGCUGUUGCUGUGAAGCUGCUUCGUGGAUGUUGCCACUGUGGCUCAUUGUCCCGGACGUCUUUGGCUGCGAAGGAACUUCUAUCACGGACAGCUGUUGGCAGCGUAGUGCUUCAAACAAGAAACAAUACUCGGAUCAUGGAGAGAGUGUACCCUCUGCCGGUGGGCAAAGACGGGGGCCGGCCUGACAGGAGCCAGAUGAACGAGUUGUACAAGAUUCUGCGGGAAGUCGAGAUUGUCAAGUACCCGGAGGAAAUUCAGUGUAUCCUCACAGAUUUUGUCGAAGGUGUCGGUAUUCGUGGAGAUGUGGUGACCGUCAAACGAGACUUCUUCCAUGAGGAGCUUUUCCCGGCCGGCAUGGCUGUGUAUGCCUCCCCCGAUAACAUUGAGGAGUUUGAGGAGGAAAGAAAGGCAAAAGGAAUUGACAAAGCUGAGACGAGGUUGGGUGUUUUUGCCAGAAUGACUAUGAAAGAACUAAGCAACAUGCACCUGGAGAUCCCCCUCAGCGACAGCUCUGACUGGACACUCUGCAAACGGCACGUCCAGGUGGCCUUCAGAAUACAGGGCGUGGAAGUGGAGGAGGACUGCUUAGAACUGCCUGAAGAAGCUGUAACAGAGUUCCAGGAUGUCACCAUCAACGUUUGGAUUAAUGGUUUGGAAUCUGUUCCUGUGAGUGCCACCAUUGUUCCAAUAUCGGAAAAAUUCCCUCCCACCAAGAAAUAAAGUCAUUUGUCAUUUUAAAAAAA
This is a messenger RNA of Aplysia californica (California sea hare), 787 nucleotides long. Its product is annotated as 39S ribosomal protein L9, mitochondrial. Gene Ontology annotation, biological process: translation. Gene Ontology annotation, molecular function: structural constituent of ribosome. Bases 42 to 764 code for a protein of 240 amino acids. The transcript has 8 exons. Gene Ontology annotation, cellular component: mitochondrion; ribosome. NCBI's taxonomy places the organism in Eukaryota, Metazoa, Mollusca, Gastropoda, Aplysiida, Aplysiidae. The record is from RefSeq and is a predicted model, not a curated record.